This is a messenger RNA of Nothoprocta perdicaria, 1431 nucleotides long. It is a transcript of the gene ZAR1, whose product is annotated as zygote arrest 1. Gene Ontology annotation, molecular function: mRNA base-pairing post-transcriptional repressor activity. Gene Ontology annotation, cellular component: cytoplasm. NCBI's taxonomy places the organism in Eukaryota, Metazoa, Chordata, Aves, Tinamiformes, Tinamidae. The record is from RefSeq and is a predicted model, not a curated record. Gene Ontology annotation, biological process: translation. The transcript is spliced from 4 exons.
GCCAUGGAGAGCUACCUGUGCGCCGCCUACGCGCCCUGCUCCUACCGCUACCCGCCGCCCAAGGGCAAGGGCGGCGCGGCGGGCGGCUGGCGCGCGCGGCCCGGCUACCUGGCCGCCUACGGCGACGCGGCCGCCGCCGCCGCCGAGUACUUCGACAACUACCAGCGCGCKCAGCUGCGCGCCAUCCUCUCGCAGGUGAACCCCGGCCUGACGCCGCGGCUGCGCAAGGCCAACACCAAGGAGGUGGGCGUGCAGGUGAACCCGCGCCAGGACGCCGCCGUGCAGUGCUCGCUCGGGCCGCGCACGCUGCCGCCGCGCCGCCGCCCCGCGGAGCGGGAACGGGAGCAGGAGCGGGAGCAGGAGCAGGAGCAGGGCAGCCCCGCCACGACGAGCACGCGCGCCGUGCGCUUCCCCCGCACCAUCGCCGUGUACUCGCCCGUGGCCUCCCGCAGACUCACCGCCUUCCUGGAGGAGCCGGGCGCCGAGGCGGAGCGGCGCCCGCGGGACGCGCCGCCCGCCCCGUGAGCGCGGCGGCGCCGGGCGGCCCCGCGCGGCUCUGCGCAGCCCCGCGCCCACGGGCCGUGUCCCUCCCGGCAGUUCCUGGAGCAGAAGUACGGCUACUACCACUGCAAGGACUGCAACAUCCGCUGGGAGAGCGCCUACGUGUGGUGCGUGCAGGGCACCAACAAGGUCUAUUUCCGCCAGUUCUGCCGCACCUGCCAGAAGUCCUACAACCCCUACCGCGUGGAGGACAUCACCUGCCAGAGCUGCAAGCAGACGCGGUGCACGUGCCCCGUGAAGAUGCGCCAYGUGGACCCCAAGAGGCCCCAUCGCCAAGACCUCUGCGGGAGAUGCAAAGGCAAACGCCUCUCCUGCGACAGCACCUUCAGUUUCAAGUACAUUAUCUGAGUGGAGUGUUUUUGUUUAGGGCUCUUCGACAAAACUGCGGGUAGAGCAGAUUUUUUUUGUUGUUGUUUGAAGGUGCUUGGUGAGGUGUAGCUAGAAGACAUGUGAAUAAAGGUGUUGCAAAGCACUUCCAAGUGAUCAGGCAGGUUUAUGCCCAAGUCAGAGGAUGUACGUUGUUAUUUUCAUGAGGAAGAACCUAUUAGUGUUUCUCAGAUUAGUGGGGGUCUUGGCAGCCGUUGACUUGGGACCUUGUAGCAUCUCGAAUGGGAAGGGACACCUUCCAUUCCUACUACCUCUGAAUUAAACACGGACUUAAAAUUCAUCCCCUUAAAAUUCAUCACGGASCUCUACAGUAUGAAGCAGAAUAUCACUCUUGAACAAAGCAUCUAGUAACAUUCACUUAUUUUGCACAUUGAUAUUCCAUUUAGGAAGCUUCCUUCACCGCAGUAAUAUGAUUGAGAGGCACCRUAGAGAGGUCACUUCUAUCCGUGCUGCCUGUCUGCUCUUAGCUGUGGUAGCAUCCUU